UUGACCCGUUAGUAGACGUCAUGAUUUGACGUAAAUUUCCCCAUGCACACGCAAUGAAAACGUGGAGUGAGGCCCACCUAAGAAGUUUGCAAGAUGCCAAAAGUCAGGAGUGAAAAGAAAUCUAGGGUUCACCAACAAGUUAUUAAACAAGGGAUCUUGUUUAACACUGGUAUUGGACAGCAUAUUCUCAAGAACCCACUGAUUGUUGAUAGCAUGAUAGAGAAGGCCGCAUUGAGAAAUACAGAUGUAUGUUUAGAAGUUGGUCCUGGUACAGGAAACAUGACGGUCAAGUUGUUAGAAAAAGCAAAAAAGGUAGUUGCAUGCGAGUUGGAUCCUAGGCUAGUGGCAGAGUUACAGAAGCGAGUACAAUCAACCCCUUUAGCUGCCAAGUUGAAUGUCAUUGUUGGUGAUGUCUUAAAAACAGAUUUGCCAUUUUUUGAUAUAUGUGUUGCAAAUCUUCCAUACCAAAUAUCUUCACCAUUUGUCUUCAAGCUUCUUCUUCAUCGACCGUUCUUCAGGUGUGCAGUGCUGAUGUUCCAACAGGAAUUUGCCCAGCGUCUUGUUGCCCAGCCUGGUGAUAAGCUGUAUUGUCGUUUGUCAAUCAACACACAGUUACUAGCUAGAGUUGAUCAUCUGAUGAAGGUUGGCAAAAAUAACUUCAGGCCUCCACCAAAAGUUGAGUCAAGUGUGGUCAGACUUGAACCCCGCAAUCCACCACCACCAAUCAAUUUCCAGGAGUGGGAUGGAUUGGUGAGAAUAGCUUUUGUGAGGAAAAACAAGACUCUGGUGGCAGCCUUUAAAACAAAGUCAGUUAUUGAAAUGCUUGAGAAAAACUACAGGAUACAUUGCUCUAUGAAGAACAUUAAAAUUGAAGAUAACCUAAACAUGAAAGAGAAGAUCUCAGAGUUGCUAGAAAAAAAUUUGUUUGACAAAAUGAGAGCUAGAAUGAUGGAUAUUGAUGAUUUUUUACGGUUGCUCCAGCUUUUUAACUCAGAAGGAAUUCAUUUUUCAUGAUGCAACAUCUUGUCACUCUGCUAUAGACUACAUGAGUAAUAAGGUCUUGACCACAACAUAUGUAAUUGCCAUUCACAAAUAAUUAUGGCAGUACCAGUUACUGGGGUUGCAAUGACACCUGCACACUUUACUCAGCUUUGAGGUCAAGUGCAAUAAACAUACAGAUUCACAGACAUGGUGGUUGAUGUUAAGGUAGAAACUUUCCAGGAUGUGUGCAAUGGAAAGAUGAAUUGUAUGUUUGAAAUUUAACCUGUAAAUCAAAAUAGGUAUGCCAAUGGGUGUAUGUCCUGAAUCAUGUCUUGAUCUGCUCUAUCUUCAGACAGUGCUCAUUCCAUUUGAAAUGAUUUAUGUCACAGGUUUGCAUUGCAUUAACUUUGACUAAGACCAAGGAUAACAUUACUUUGGUCAAUUCGCACUGGAAUUUAAUAAAUGGCUGAUCGACCGAUGUAUGAUUUUUGCAAAUAAAUUCUGUGAAAAGUUCAGUAUUAGUUGCACAUGUUCAUAAGAUUUCUAUUUGCCACUUGGAAGACAGAUAUGAAGUGGUUAACAUUUUUAUGAAAAUUAUGUUUAGAAAUGAUUGAAUAAAACACAAACAAACAUUAUUUGUAAAGAUAAAAAAA
Molecule: messenger RNA, 1634 nt
Organism: Anneissia japonica
Lineage: Eukaryota; Metazoa; Echinodermata; Crinoidea; Comatulida; Comatulidae
Product: probable dimethyladenosine transferase
Exons: 11
Coding region: 94-1014 (306 amino acids)
Biological process (GO): rRNA methylation
Cellular component (GO): mitochondrial matrix
Molecular function (GO): rRNA (adenine-N6,N6-)-dimethyltransferase activity
Source: RefSeq, a predicted model, not a curated record